GGAGAUUGUGCUCGCGACUCUCCGGUCAGAAGGGUGUCCUUGGUUGGCUUUCCCGUAUAUUUCAGUUACCAUACAGCUGCUGUGCGGAACACACAUUUAACAACGUUGGUCGAAGCGUGUCGCGAAACACGUGUUGUUGCAAAUGCUUCCAAAAUUUCUUCCUCUCUUACUCCUGAGUGCAAUAUCGUGGCAAAAUGCAGAUUCGUCACGCAUCCUGGCUGUAUUCGUGUUCCCUGGUCGUAGCCACUGGAUGAUGAUCGAUGCCAUCCUGAACGGACUGCUCGACCGAGGCCAUCACAUAACCGGCAUUGCCAACUAUCCCCUCUCCAGGAAGCACGAGAACUACACCGAGCUGCGCGUUGCACCGAUAUAUGAUUUCUGGAAGCAUUCCGUUAAGGUGGAAUCGCUGUUCGACCUGACGGAGAUAUCCGUCCAUCGGAUGUUGAUGGAUUUCAUGUACAGUUUGGGACUGGAGACAGCGCAGCAUGGGUUCACGAGGGAAAACGUUCAGGAUUUUAUUCGAAAUGAUCAGAGCCAUUUUGAUUUGAUUUUGGCCGAGCAGUUCUACCAAGAAGCCUAUCUGAUGUUUGCCCAUAAAUACAAGGCUCCUAUUGUCACUGUAGGAACAUUCGGUUUUGCUCACUACAUGGGGCCAAUGAUGGGUAUGUUGAAUACUUUCUCCCAUGUACCUCAUGAGUUUCUACCCUUCCUGGACAAAAUGAACUUCCCGCAACGUAUCUACAACACGGCUGUUUCGUUAUAUGAACAAACCUUACGAUCCUUCUACUACCUUCCCAAGCAGGAAGCUAUGGCGCAGGAGAACUUCAAACAUCUUCCCGGGCCUCUACCCAAAAUCGCCGACCUAGAGCAGAAGGUCUCCGUGGUUUUGCUAAAUAGCUACUACCCCUUAACGACAUCUAGACCACGAGUUCCCGGAUUGGUCCAGGUUGGAGGACUGCAUAUCAAACCGCCUAAGCCUUUGCCGGAUGAUUUGAAGAAAUUCCUGGAUGGGGCCAAGCAUGGCGUGAUCUACUUCAGCUUGGGAACGAACUUGAAGAGCUCAGAUAUGCCUAAGGAAAAGCUGGAUGCAAUCCUGAGUGUGUUCCGUUCAAUAAAGCAACGUGUGGUGUGGAAGUACGAGGACGAAUCGGUGAAGGGUCUUCCGAGCAAUGUGUUGAUCAAACCAUGGAUGCCGCAGAGUGAUAUACUUGCUCAUCCGAAUGUGAAGGUCUUCAUCACCCAUGGUGGACUGCUGGGAACUCAGGAAGGUGUUUACAGGGCAGUUCCUAUGCUUGGCAUACCAAUCUACUGUGAUCAGCAUUUGAAUAUGAACAAGGCCGUACUGGGAGGUUAUGCGGUAAAAUUGUACUUCCCGAACAUAACCGAGACCUCGUUACGUUGGGCUUUGGAUGAAUUGUUGUACAAGCCCGAGUACAAGAAGAACAUGAACAGAGUUUCUAGUGUGUUCCGUGAUCGUCCGGUGCCGGCAUUGGAUGAAGCAGUUUACUGGGUAGAGUACGUUCUACGACACAACGGAGCUCCGGAGUUACGAUCGGCUGGAUUGGACCUGCCGUGGGUUAGUUUUAUGCUGUUGGACGUGAUAGGUUUCUUCGUGGUCGUGGUUGUAAUCAUUGUAUGGGCUACAAGGAAGUUGAUUGCUACUCUUUUAGGCAAAAGUGAUGAAAAACAGAAAAGAAAAACUCAAUAAAAUAUAGCGACGAAAAUA
Armigeres subalbatus is the source of this 1726-nucleotide messenger RNA. Its product is annotated as UDP-glycosyltransferase UGT5-like. Bases 143 to 1708 code for a protein of 521 amino acids. The transcript has 3 exons. Gene Ontology annotation, molecular function: UDP-glycosyltransferase activity. The record is from RefSeq and is a predicted model, not a curated record. Lineage: Eukaryota; Metazoa; Arthropoda; Insecta; Diptera; Culicidae.